AGCAAAUGAUGUGGUCUGCUCCCGAUGACAGCCGAGGGCCCGCACGGUGGAUCAGUCUUUCCGGGGUUCAAACAGCUAGUCUGGUGUGUCUAAAGAGAGUCGGGAACCAUCGAUGACAAAUUAGCAGUGUAUCUAUGCAACGUUUGCAUUAAAAGCAGGCGCACUGCGUUACAUAAAGACGUCCAGUGCGACGCGGCAUCAAGGAUUUCAAUCAACUACAACAACGGCUAACAGUUCGCAGCUAAAUAGUUAGCCACGACCGCAGACAGGUAUGUCUGAAGUUAGUCUUGAGGCUGAAACGGGGAAGACCUCAGCCGAGGACUCUCAGAUGGAUUGUGAGGAGGCUGGCAAAGCGAAGGAGAGCUUGAGUGAGGAAGUAGAACAGGAGAGUGUAGACAACAGUAGUGGAGGAGAUGACACAGCUGAUGUGCUGUACGACAUUGAUAUUGACAGCGCCGAAGAAAAUGCAGAACAUGUUGACAGAGAUGUUCAGAAGGAGGAUGAGGGCAUUCAGAGAGAGAGUGCGGUGGCAUGCAGUGACAGUGAUGCCGCACGCGUGUCUGACAGUGUAGAAAACGGGAGAUGUGAGACAAAUCAUCGUGUUGAAACAGCUGAAACGCCAGAGGAAAGUGGGGAUUCUCACACUGAAACAAAGGAAAGCACAAUGACAGAGGAGUCUCAUAGAAGCUCAGCCGCUGAGAUCCCAGUCACCAGCAAUGGAGACCUGGAUCAGAGCCCUGAGACGGUUUUUCAGAGGGAAUCUUAUCCCAUUGGCCCCGGGGCCCUAAACCUUUCAGACUCCUGUGUCACGGCCAGUAACUUUGGUUCAACAACAGAGGGCAUCAUUGAAUCAGGACCGUACAAAGGGUCAGCAAGCCUGCCCACAUCACCCGUGGCACCUGUAGCUCCCAGCUCGGCUGUUGCUAGCCGCCUGGCGCGCUCUUCCAGCGAUAGUCAGGCUGAGACAGGCGGGAUGAAUGCGCAGCCAAAGAGUGGAGCGGUGGUCCUUUCAGAUGACUUAAAGAGCCCAGCGAUGGAAAAAUUGGACCUAGUGAGAAAGUGGAGCAUCAACACAUACAAAUGUACCAGGCAGAUCCUGUCAGAGAAGCUGGGACGGGGAUCAAGGACUGUGGACCUGGAGCUGGAAGCUCAAAUCGAAGUCCUCCGCGACAACAAGAGAAAGUACCAGAAUGUCAUCAAGCUGGCUCAGACGCUGGCCAGUCAGCUGUCCCAGAUAAUGCAGACGCAGAGGCAGCUGGGCGACGCCUUCGCCGACCUCAGUCUCAAGUCGCCAGAACUGCAUGAGGAGUUUGGUUACAACGCUGACACCCAAAAGCUUUUGUCCAAAAAUGGAGAGACGCUGCUGGGUGCCAUCAACUUUUUCAUCUCCAGUGUGAACACACUUGUGGAUAAAACAAUUGAAGACACCAUGAUUAAUAUCAAACAGUAUGAAAUUGCAAGGGUUGAGUACGACGCAUACCGUACGGAUUUGGAGGAGUUGAAUCUGGGGCCACGUGAUGCCACAACCAUGCCGAAGAUAGAGCAGUCCCAGCAGCAGUUCCAGAUCCACCGUGAGAAGUACGAGAGGAUGCGAAACGACGUCUCCGUCAAGCUGAAGUUCCUGGAAGAGAACAAGGUGAAGGUAUUGCACAACCAGCUCAUCCUGUUCCACAAUGCCAUCGCUGCGUACUACGCUGGAAACCAACAGCAGCUGGAACAGACACUCAAGCAGUUCCACAUCAAGUUGAAAAUGCCAGGUGGGGACAGUCCAUCCUGGCUGGAAGAGCACUAAUCACUCCGUUUGAAGCCACAGUGGCUCAGUUUGACAGGAAAUGUCAAAUUCUACAGAAACUACAGGAAUCUCCCUUCCUCCCUUCAACUCUACUGUCACUGCCUUUCAAACUUUCACAACUGUAAAUCUUUUAACUCAAAACACAAAAUGAAAAAAAAAAACUUCUACAAUCCUUUUUACUGUUGUUGUUAAAUCAUCCUUUUCAUCUUGCAGUUAUUUGAAAUCAUAGGAAAUGCACUUUUAACCUGUUUGACAAAUCUGUCGAGCAGGAGUGGCUGCAGUAAACACGUUCAAAGACUCUAAAUGGCCUUUUGUAUUCAGCACAUGAAUGUUGCAUCCCAGCUCAGCUCGGUGGACUGAGCUCUUUUAGGGCAGCCCCGGGAUCAAAACGACUGCUGUUUUACUCAUGAUUAACUUUGCUCUGCUCAGCUGACUGGGAUGGGGAUGAAUGCUUUAUGAAAGUCAAAUCAGGAAGCUUCAGAAGACUCUGAACAUGAAUUCUCUCUUGAUUCGAUUUUUUCAUACCUGUUGUGACAGACGGGGAGAAAGGCAUUCAGAUUUAUGAAUCAUGCAUAUGCAAAGUGGUCGCUUUUACUAGCAAACUCUGAUUAAAGUAGUAGUUUGACAUGUAGGGAAUAAGGGAAAUUGAGAAUAUCUAGAUUUGCUUUCUUGCUGAGAGUUUGUAUAAUUGACCGUUUCAUUGCUAUUCUGUUGCCAGGGCAACAGAUUGGGUCCAUGUUUACUUCCUGUCACCAUUAACAAACAUUCCAACUGGAAAUACACUUGGACUCAUUUAGAAGUUUUAUGUUGUCCAAAUCGGGUGCAUUAUUAUGGAUCCCGCUGCUUUUCUUGGCAAGCCCCGCCCUUAUGUGCUGUGAUUGGCUGGUACUGGUCCUAACAUGACUUAUUGCCCUAAUUCUAACCACCUCCAACCAUAAUGCAUUAACUGGCUGAGUCACGCAUUCACAGCACAGCAGAGCAGGACUUGAUUGCAUUCAAAUGCUCCUUAGAUGGUCCCAAUUGCCCAAGUUGGGAAAUCCUUCUUCCGACUUCGGUAUGUUCUUAAGCGUUAAACCCAUAUCGUGGAAAAACCUGGAUACUAUGAAGAAGAUUUGGAAUAUUUAAUUGCUCACAAUGUUAAACGUCCCAGUGAAGAUUCAUGAUGUCAUUCAGGUUUGGUGAACCAGUGUGAAGCUGUAUGUUACCAAGUGAUUUAGUUCCAGUUAGUACCUUUACCUGAUAAUGCUGAUAAAUAACUAAUCUAAUCUAACUCUAUGUGGACAGCAACUAACAUUAACAGCCCAAUACCUAAUAUUACAAAAAAUUGACAUUGCAAUUUAUGAAUAAAAUGUUGAUUUCCAUCAACUGAACAUUUACUUCAAUCCGCCAUGUUUCUACAUAUAUGACAUCAAGCUGGCAACCUGUCAACUGAAAUUUUUGAUGACUUUCUCGGUUGCUCUCAAUUGAGGGAGUGUUUACAUUAAUUUGGCAACUGAAUUUUAUUUUAUUUUACAUCUAGCCUUGCUCUGUCCAAACAUUCUGCACAAGCACCUCUAAUCCUCACUAAUAAAAAACCAAAGUGUAAAAAAAAAUCACGUGGUUUUAUGGGAGGUUACAUGCCUCAGGACAGAGACAGGUUAGCUGUUUCUCCUGAUUCCAGUCUUACUAAUACUAAGCGGCUGCAGGCUGUAGCUUCAUAUUUAGGAUACAGACAUGAUAAUGGUAUUGAUCUUCCCAUUUAACUCUCGGCAAGAAAACAAAUGAGAUUCUUUCCCAAAAUGUCAAACUAUUCAUUUGAAUUCAUGUUUAAAACUCAUAUUGAUGACUUUUCACAACAAGUUCGACAUUUUGUGAUGCAACUUUUAAUCACUAUUGCCCUCUCUUUUUUUUUGUUUCUUUCUUUUUUUUUUUCUUUUUUUUUUUUAGCAUUUCCCUAUUUUUUCUAAAUUCAUGGCAUAUGACUGAAUAGGUCAAAAUGUCUCUUUAUAUUCCAGAGAAAAUGAAGGACCAGCCUUAUGUGACUAAAUGUGCCUUGAAUGUUUGAAUUUCUUCUUCUCUUCUUCUCCGUGCUUUGAUAUCUGGUCUUGUUGUUGAAAACAGGCGUGCUCACUCCCAGUUGUUUCGGGACCAACUCUUGGAAGAGAAUGGACCAAACACAGAUGCACACACUCUUAGAAGACAGUACAGUUAGAGUCUGUACAACUGUACACAUUAAAACACUCCGCAUACAUGAUAGCUUAAAAAAAUGCUCCAGUAACAUUCAAAAAGUCUAAAUAUAUUUUAAGACUUGCUCUUCUCAAAGAUAUUUAUCUGUAUUGCACAUGCACAUUUAUGCAUUUGAGACUAAUUACAACAAACUUGUAAGAACUGUAUGAUAUGUAAACCAAAAUACCAUUAACUUGAGAAACUUUUUGUAAAUUUGAAAGACCAGCAUCCUUUGUCUGAGCUGCUAACAGUUUAUUUCAUUCGGUUAUAUCAAAGUAUAUUUUUCAAAGAGGACAUACUGUACGCUGGUAUAAGUAACCAACUGUCAUGUCCUCACUUUGUGGAUUUGUACUUUUCCUAUGGCUCACCAUAGCAGUUUGAGAGUGUGAAUCUUGUACAACAAUCUAUUGUUUCCUGGAAAUAGAUGGAUAUAUAUUUGUAAUUUUCUCUAUUUUACCUUGUAGUUUAUGAUCAAUGCUGCCAUUUGGCUUUGUUUUUUUUUCCCCCCCUGAAGAUCUACAGAAUGAUGUGCUAGUACUAGUAUGUGCUAGUGGAUCUCUACCUUUGUAAUAAUGAAACAUUAACAAAUGUUGAGUUAAGAAAAGGAUUCUGAAUGUUGUGUAACCUCUUUGGGAGAAUAAACGUUUCUUUUCUUUAUCA
This is a messenger RNA of Plectropomus leopardus (leopard coralgrouper), 4657 nucleotides long. It is a transcript of the gene arfip1, whose product is annotated as ARF interacting protein 1. Gene Ontology annotation, molecular function: phospholipid binding; protein domain specific binding. The record is from RefSeq and is a predicted model, not a curated record. Gene Ontology annotation, biological process: intracellular protein transport; regulation of Arp2/3 complex-mediated actin nucleation. Gene Ontology annotation, cellular component: trans-Golgi network membrane. NCBI's taxonomy places the organism in Eukaryota, Metazoa, Chordata, Actinopteri, Perciformes, Serranidae.